AUGGUAGAAUUAGAUGAUUUGCAGGUAGAUGUUGACUACAAAAACCAGGAUGGGCAAUCAGUCGGAGAUGCUCUGAAAAGAUUGGAAUUCCAAAGGCAAGAAAGGCUCAAAAUUGUGCCUACUCUAGAUACAGACGUUAGACGAGCACUAGAGCUAGUGGGAGAGCCCGUUGAUAUCGCUGGCGAAGAUAAUUAUUCUCGCAGAGAUCGACUUUCUGAUCUUAUUCUUAGCGAUCCAAAAGCCAGAGAACGAGUUACAAGGUUAGUAGAGUCAACUUCCAAAGACCAGACGAAAAUCGAUACUGAAAGAAGUAAAGUAGAUGAUGAAGACGAGGAGUUCUACACUCCAGCAUCACAGCAGUUGAUAGAAAUGAGGAAGUUUCUUAUAAUAUACUCUAUGCAACGCUCUAAGCUGAGGCUUGAGGAGGAGAGACGAAGACUUGUCAGCCAAAAUGUGAAAAACGUCAUAAGUAAGCGAAGGGACCUGGAAAGUAAAUUGAAACAGUUCUCUUUGAAGGGAAUGCAGGUGAUAGAUGAGAAACCUAUUUCUGAAAUUAAUACUUCUCCUGGUGGAGACCUGAUGGCUUGUGGCAGUUGGUCCGGAAAUUUGUCUCUGGUCGAUAAUUCGUUGUCCAAAAUCUACUGCAAUAGAUCUUUAUCUGGCACAAAGAUUAGUGGAUUGGAUUGGAGCGUGGACUCUAAAAACAUUUUUGUCUGUACCCAUGAUGGACGCAUUGUAAUAUAUGAUAGUGGUGAUGAAACCACAGUUAAGAUCUUGUAUAAAAAUGAUGCCAGGUUUGCCCAAGUACGAUGCCAUCCAUGUAAUAGUUUUAUUGGAAGUACGUCUUUUGACAAAACAUGGAUCCUGAUAGAUACUGUGAAACAAGCCCCUAUUUUGAUUCAGGAAGGUCAUUCUGCGGAGGUUUUCUCACUAUCUUUUCACAAUGAUGGCUCAUUGGUGAGUACAGCUGGUUUGGAUGCAAUUGCAUUAAUAUGGGACAUACGGUCCGGUAAAAAUAUCAUGUCAUUACAGGGACACUCAAAACCUAUUUAUUCCGUUGACUGGUCCCAAAAUGGAUAUCAGCUUGCGUCUGGUAGUGGUGACGGGACUAUAAAGGUUUGGGAUAUUAGGAAAAAGGGAAAUGUGGAAACGAUCUUAGCUCACAAUAGCAUUGUUUCACAAGUCAAAUUCAAUAAGCAAAACGGAGGAUAUUUAGUGUCGAGUGGAUAUGACAAGAAAGUAAAUAUCUUCAAUGAUGGGAACUGGAUAAAGGAACGAAGCCUUGAAGGGCAUCUUGAUAAGGUUAUGUCAAUUGAUAUUGUAGGUCCUGAUAUAUAUAGCGCGGGUUGGGACCGCUCAGUUAACAAAUGGGGAGUCUAA
Messenger RNA from Kluyveromyces lactis, 1380 nucleotides. RefSeq names its product U4/U6-U5 snRNP complex subunit PRP4 (gene PRP4). Bases 1 to 1380 code for a protein of 459 amino acids. The record is from RefSeq and is a predicted model, not a curated record. Gene Ontology annotation, biological process: mRNA splicing, via spliceosome. The transcript has a single exon. NCBI's taxonomy places the organism in Eukaryota, Fungi, Ascomycota, Saccharomycetes, Saccharomycetales, Saccharomycetaceae. Gene Ontology annotation, cellular component: U4/U6 x U5 tri-snRNP complex. Gene Ontology annotation, molecular function: protein binding; U6 snRNA binding; U4 snRNA binding.